GAGAUUUUUAAGUUUUCAAUAAUACAGCAGAGCAACAAAAGUGAACAAUAUUUAGAGACAAAAAUAAAUAGAUGCAUAAUAAACUUAGGAAUCCCCGGUGUUGAGCGCUUGUGCUACAACAGCAAUUUCUGGAUUAUUUUAUUUUAAACAAUCUGAAAAUUCUACACAUUUUAAAUUUAUUAAAUUCUUACAGUUGUUGUAGGGAUUAUGUUUCCCCUGGCUAUAGUAAAAUGUCACGUUAAAGGACCGUCCAUUCAUGAUUGAGAUGAGAAGAUAUUUCUUUGUCCACAGGGUAACGAUUCCUUGGAAUUUUCACCCAAGAGGACUGUGAUGUCUCAGUUGAUUCAGAGUAGAUAUUGAUAGAUUUUGAGAUAUUAGGGGAAAUCGAGUGACAUAAGAUUAGUGGCACUGAGGUAAAAAAAUGAAUGGUGGAGUGAUCAUGAAGACGCGAAUGGCCUGAUCCUUCUAUUUCUUCUGUUCUUAUUGUAAUGAUUAAAGUUAAUCCAAAAUACCCCAACUUUGGCCCAAAUCGUAUCUUUCAGCAAGUAAAGGCGAAGUUGAAAUAAAUAUACCUCUAUAUAAGUGAAAAUGUAUAUUGGGAAAGGCACAUCCAAAUGUUAAUCUGCGGUUCCAGAUAUGUAACAGAGCAAAGUUGAGGUAUAAAUGCCAUUCUGGUCAAAUAAUUAUGAAUAGAACGUCAUAUUUAUUAAAAUCUGACAAAUCAAAUAUUGUUAGUUUAAUGACACAGCAAAGGGAAAGAGCGAACACAAGCCAGUUUGAACAUUUGAAUAAGAAAUUAUAUUAGCCGUGAUAUAACCCUAUCAAGUGUGGUGCACCGUAUUCACAAAUAAAAUCCAGGUUAGGUCUGCAAACAGUAGUCGUGGGUGAUUGCUGGUAUUUGUUUUGAGAAUUCCUGUGGAGAUGGCUGCUUCUGGUUUCAUUUUCACAAGGUUAUUAAAUCCUUGCGAGUUUCUUCUAAGAAGCAGAACGUGUUGCUAAAGAAUUGAUGCACUCGUGUCCUGCUUAAUACAGGAUCGGGGGGGGGGGGGGGAGUAUAUUGAUGUACUAAUGGCCUGCUUUGGUUCAGGGGACAGCCGACAUUUACUCUGUUGGCCUGAAAUAGUCUGCAGUAUUUUAAGGUCCAGUAAUAAAUUAUUCUCAUUGUGCAGUUCAUCUUAUUUAAUUGUGAGCCCUUAGAUUUCUCACAGCACAGCCUUUCUCGGAUUUAACUUCUGCACUGCAUGGACGAACGGCUGUCUAUGUACAGUGCUUAGUUGCCAUGUAUUGUGUGACAAACUGUACACGUGACUCGGAAUUUGCACCAAUACCUGAGGAAAUCGGGGAGAUGCUUUCGUGACUGAUUAUUUGCAUAAAGCUGCGAACCCAGAAGCUCACACAAAGUCUGCUGCGCAUCGACAUUGCGGGCAUUGGACCCAGCGGGCGAUCUCACGUCUCCGAGCCAGCGUUUCGCUGUGUGGCUGACAGUCACGCCAGCUCCAACCAGAGUACGUAAUGAGAAUUGCUGGCGUUGCUGACGUUUGGCUGUUAAUCACUGAUUUGUUAAACAUACAGCACUAGCUUGUCUACGAGAGAGGAUCGGUGCAUUGUACCGAGACCCCUGUCUCCAGACUUUUGCCGGACCUUCGCACACUUGGAGAAGUCGGAAUGGUCUGAACGAAUAAAAGCAGCGAGCUCCAGGAGAUGCCGUUCGCUUUGCAGGCGAGAAACGAGCAAGGGAGGAUUUGAGAAGGAAAACCUUUACGUUAGUUUCUGAGAAAAUGCUGCCCAAUGUCUCUGCCAACCAAUUUGCCAAUCCAGACGGUGCAAUGAACGGUGCCAAUUUUACUCACAAUGGGACUGCAAGUGGCGCGUAUAGCCGCGCUAUCUUCAUCUCAUUCAUCUACUCCGCCGUGUGCUUUGUUGGACUGUGUGGGAACUCCUUGGUCAUAUACGUGAUCCUAAGGUAUGCCAAAAUGAAGACGGCAACAAACAUCUACAUCUUAAACUUAGCUAUCGCCGAUGAACUGCUCAUGCUAAGCGUGCCCUUCCUGGUAACCUCCACCUUGCUGAACCACUGGCCCUUCGGCUCGUUGCUUUGCCGCUUGGUCCUCAGCGUGGAUGCCGUCAACAUGUUCACCAGCAUCUACUGCCUGACUGUCCUCAGUGUGGACAGGUAUAUCGCGGUGGUGCACCCCAUCAAAGCCGCCAGUUACAGAAGACCCACCAUAGCUAAAGUAGUCAACCUAGCCGUGUGGCUCCUGUCCAUUCUGGUGAUUCUGCCCAUCAUUAUCUUUGCGGACACGGCCCCCAACACUGACGGCUCGAUUAUCUGCAAUAUGCAGAUGCCAAAGCCUGACAGGCAGUGGCUCGAGGUGUUCGUAGUCUACACGUUUUUAAUGGGGUUUCUCAUCCCCGUCGUCGCCAUCUGCCUGUGCUACAUUCUCAUCAUUGCCAAACUGAGAGUGGUGGCCCUUAAAGCCGGUUGGCAACAGCGUAAGAAGUCGGAGAGGAAGAUCACCUUGAUGGUGAUGAUGGUGGUGACCGUGUUUGUGAUGUGCUGGAUGCCAUUUUACAUAGUUCAAUUAGUGAAGAUAUUUCUGGGGCGACAAAAUCUGACCGUCAGCCAGCUCGUGGUCGUCCUGGGAUACGCCAACAGCUGCGCCAACCCCAUUCUUUACGGCUUUCUCUCGGACAACUUCAAGCGAUCGUUCCAGAGAAUCUUGUGCUUGCGGUGGAUGGACAAUGUAGCGGAGGAACCCAUAGAUUACUAUGCCACGGCCCUCAAAAGUAGAGCAUACAGCGUGGAAGAAUUCCAACAGGACCCAUUGGAGUCGGAGAGUGUCUAUCGCAAUGGUACCUGUACCUCAAGGACAACCACCCUCUGAGGAAUCCCAAGGCAGCUCUGCGAAUAGUA
Molecule: messenger RNA, 2914 nt
Organism: Pristis pectinata (smalltooth sawfish)
Lineage: Eukaryota; Metazoa; Chordata; Chondrichthyes; Rhinopristiformes; Pristidae
Gene: sstr1a
Product: somatostatin receptor 1a
Exons: 1
Coding region: 1779-2885 (368 amino acids)
Biological process (GO): cellular response to estradiol stimulus; neuropeptide signaling pathway
Cellular component (GO): membrane; neuron projection
Molecular function (GO): neuropeptide binding; somatostatin receptor activity
Source: RefSeq, a predicted model, not a curated record